GCAGAGGAAGGUGAACGGUCGUGAGACUUGUGUAAAAUUUAAUUUAUAUUUUCGCACUUUCACUUUAUCGGCAAACAAUAUCGUGUUAUACAAUAUUUUCAAUUUAUUGAGAUUACUAUCGAAAGUGUUAAUGUGUUUAUCUGGAUACAUGAAUUAGGCAGUGCUGUUUUUCGCAAGCUGGUUUUUUGUGCAAAUUAGGAAUCGUAAUAAAUCGGCCUGAACUAUUGGAAAUUCAUCUACGAUUUAUUUAAUAAGAUGGAUGCCGUAAGAUACAACACCCACCUUGGCUUCUUGUAACCACUAUGGGCCACUUUCAUCGUCCGCCAUCUUUAAACAAAUCUCAGGGCUAAACGGUCUGCUUCGAAUGCGUUGAUGGGCGGGGCGCCAGGCGGUCGGGCGGCCAGAGCCCUGCGUCUGCUGCUCCUGUUGGUGCUAGCCCUGGCCGCUGUCGAGUAUCUCUUCGGCACCAUCCUCGACGCGUCUCCACUUCGCACCUAUAUCUACACACCGAUAUACAACGCUACACAGAUCAAUACCAGAACCAGCGACAAGGUUUUGCACCCCUGGCACAAACUACCGGCAGCUCUACAAAACACAACACAAAACAAAACCUCAUAUCACAACUCUUCGCAUCAUUACCUAAACAUAACUCGUAGGAACGAGACGGAAUACUCAACUACCCCACUUUUGCUCACCAAAAUAAUGGAGGGUAUUAAGAGUUUUGUAACGACUGAGGGCGGUGUGAAGUUCAAUGAACCAUUGCCGCUUUGUGAUGAAAUGCCGCCAGAUUUAGGUCCAACAUUUGUAAACAAGACUGAGGUGGAACUGGACUGGGUGGAGCAGAAAUAUCCUGAAGUUCACCGAGGUGGUCGAUAUUCACCACCCAACUGCACCGCUAGGCAUAAGGUGGCCAUCAUAGUGCCAUACAGAGAUCGACCGCAGCACUUGGCUAUAUUUCUCAGACAUAUGCAUCCGUUUCUGAUGAAACAACAAAUAGAAUAUGGAAUAUUCAUAGUAGAACAAGAAGGAAACAGUGAGUUUAACCGUGCCAAGCUCAUGAAUGUGGGCUUCGCAGAGAGUCAGAAACAGAAGGCCGGUGGCUGGCAGUGUUUUAUCUUCCAUGACAUUGAUCUUCUGCCUCUAGACUCCAGAAACCUCUACUCUUGUCCGAAGCAGCCUCGGCAUAUGUCUGCUUCCAUAGACAAGCUCAAUUUCAAGUUACCUUACGAGGACAUUUUUGGUGGAGUGUCGGCCAUGACUUUAGAGCAGUUUACGAAAGUCAACGGCUUCUCAAACAAGUACUGGGGCUGGGGUGGCGAAGAUGAUGAUAUGUUUUAUAGGAUUAAGAAGAGUAACUACCACAUAGCGAGGUACAAGAUGUCAAUAGCUCGCUACGCGAUGUUAGAUCAUAAGAAGUGUCCGCCGAACCCUAAAAGAAAAAUAUAUCGUAUAAGAGACAAAACUAACAUAAUUAAUUCCGUUCUGGUUUUUCCUUUUUUAUAUAAUGUUAAAAAACCCUGUACGAUAAUUGACACUGAUAUGAAGUUGAAUGCGGAGACACCCUUAAAAAUAAAAUAAAAAACCCACAGAUUAAAUCCUACAGUAAAAAAAACAUACCGACGAAUUGAGAACCUCCUCCUUUUUUGAAGUCGGUUAAAAAGAACAUUUCAUAUUAAAUGUUUCCGUUAAUCUUGAGAACCCCUGACUUAUUUAUUCUAUCAGUAAACUAAGGUCAUCGCCCUGAUUUUUUUGCCGCCUUCCGCCCGCCGCCCGCUUUGCAGGGCACAUGAAUGAAAUGGAUGUGUGGGCGGGGAAAAAUAAAAAUGGCCGCAGGCAGAGAAGUCCAAACUUUUAUAAUUGGGUAGGUUGAUAAUCUUUUUUGUUUUACUUUUUUUAAAUGUGCUUAUUUCCUAAAAAUCAAUAUUUAUUUAUUCUCACUACUUGAUACAUGCUCAAGAUAUAGUACACGAUUUUUGUGUGUGCGUUAUAUUUAAGGAAAGCUGCCUAAAUUUACAUGUCUUUGAAAUUUCAAAGGAUUCCAUUAUUUUACAAUUUUAAUAAUUUGAGUUUUAUUGUAACCUGUUUAUAUUUCUUAACUAAUGUUAUUAAAAUGUUUUUAAAAGGUGUUUUUUUCGAACAUAAUUUUGGGUAAUAAUAUAAUUAGUGAAUUCCGACAAAAAUAAAUAAACAAGUAAAAUGAAUAAUAUGCUGCUUAUCAUGUAUUGUAGAAGACUUUGUCAAAAUAGGCUUUUAAUUUAUUUCCGGUUAAUUAAGGUACCGAAAUUUAACAAUUUAAAGUAAUUAAAUAGAAAUACCAAAAUUUAUGGACAUUGUUAACAUGCCAAAAAUAUAUGAAUUAUCUAGUUGUCAACAAGUUUUUAUGGAAAAUGCGUCAUUCAGACGGUUGACUAAGUGGUAAAAGAGAUGGGCGUAUUCUUGGAGGUGUGGGUUCGAUUCCCACCUCGUCCGUCAUUUUAGGCAUGUAAAUUAAAUUUGUAUGUUUAAUCCCAGAAAUGGGAGUAAUGUAUGUUUCAGUUGCAACUAUUCCACAUGUUAGAUUAUGUUUUAUAUUAGUCGCCAAAUAUAUACAUCGCACGCGCAGUCCUCAGAAUACAGAUCAAACCAGAAUGAGUUUUCAAUCACAUUUCUACGCACAUUGUGUCCUAAAUAAUUCCCCGCCCGCGCCUCACCUCCCCGCGUAGUGCUAACAACGCUCCAUACAUUACCGCUUUUAGGGGUUAUUAAAUAAAUUCAAUCUUUGAAUUAAAUUUAUUUAAAAUGUGUUACUAACACGUUAUAAAUUAUUUUUUAUGUAGUUACGAUAUUAAUAACUUUUUUAAUUUAAAUGCAAUUUGACAUUGAUUUUAAUUUUAUUUUAUUAGAUAUCAUUUUAACUGCACUUAGCACGGACGAGUAAGACUCCGUGUCACCUUACAUAAAAGUGAGGCUCCAUAACAAGUCGGUAAAUUUGCAAAUACACAAGCCGAUUGGCCGCCAUUAUGAGAUUUUCCAUCGUCUGUGUCAGAUCAGUUUGCGUCGCAAUAAAAUAUUUUAAAAAUGCCGUCGUGCGUUGUGAAAAAGUGUCAAAACAAUAAUAUAAUAGUAUUUGUGGAUAUAUGAUUAUCUAAGGGAGAAAAAAUUGUGUAACUGGUAUACCCCGUAACCUCACACACACUACCUUAUACCUAUAAAGCUGCUUCACUUGGUAAUAUCACGGCGCGGAGUCCUUCUUUUUUUACUAGUCCGUCUGCACUUAGAUAUGUUUUUCCUUGUUAAUUUUAGCUUGAUUUAAUUAAUAAUAAUACUAGAAUAAAUGCCUUUUUUAUUUACUUAUAUUUAUUUAUAUUUCUUACACAUCAAAUGUAAUCCCUUUCGACUUAUGCAUGCCUGGUUCCAUUUGUGCAACUAUUAGUACACUACGGCGUUAUUAAUUAGAAACUAUCAAAUGCUAGUUGUAAUCAAAUUAUUAAAUAUUAGUUGUUGCUACCUUUAGAGCGCGUUUCUGACCUUGUCCUGCAUUCUGAGGCUCGGUCAUAUAUCGAUUGUGCAUUUCUUGAGGAAGAAGGGGGCCUUCAUACUGUCGAUUAUCAGAGCGAUACAUUAGUUUUUUCGGGGCAACAAAGCAAAGAUCAGCAAUGUAUAAUUCAGUAAUUUUACAAUUUUAGAAUAUCGUGGAUGUUGAUAAAAUAGACAUCAUAACCGAAUGAAUUAUUUAGUUCAUGGCUCAUCAUUUUCAUGAUUUCAUUAGGAGUUGCCACAACAAUUACAAUAUAUUUUAGGUAUAUCCUUAAAUAAUCAUGUUUUGUAUGUAUAUAUAUUAAAAUGAUAGAUAACAUUCUAUUGUGCUUUACAUUUUGUAUGUUUAGUGAAAUGCAUUAUUAAAAUUUUCUAUCAUCUGUUUUGAUUUGAAUCGUAAAUUACUUGACAAUAAAUAAUCAUAAGUUUACUGUUGAACUAUACUCCUUAUGAGAUUGCAUCGUAAAAUAUAAAAUAUCGGCCUAAAAUACUCUUGAAAAAUUCUUAAUUAUAGAAGUAUAACGGCUCGCUAGGAAUGUUCUAAUAAAGUUUAAUAUCGUAGAACCAUAGAGUUAGACCAAUAAUUACAUUUACGUGCAAAUAUUAAUCAAGAUUUUUAAUUUCUCCCAAUCAAAGUCGCUUAAAUAUAGUUUUUAAACGGAAUAAUUCUUAUGAUAAAUUCUACAUUAAAUGAUUCGUUGUAAGCAAUUUACGUCCAUAAUUUAAUCAAAUUUGGCGAUAUUUCGCAUAAACCUAUCUCGCACAGAUGCAAUGGCUGUCGUACUCAUCGAUUGUAAUUCUUUUGAAGUGAGCGAGAUGCAUUAUAUUUACUCGUACGCGGGAGUGACAGGGACAGGUAAUAAAAGGUUAACGUACGAAAUUCCUCCUGGUUCGCGUCCGGACAUUAUUAGAACAUUGCCUUGCACACAGUCCGCAAGUGUAGUCAAUAAUACGACCACCGUAAUAAUUGUAUACUAUUGUGUCUAUUGUGAUCAUGUACUUAUGUGUAAAUAGCUAUAAUAGAAUAAUAAUCAUAUUCCAUAACUUGUGCUUAUUAAGUUUAAGUUAAGCUUUUGUGAUUCAGUGAGAUUAUUUUUAUGUGUACAUAACGGUUUGUUUGUUAGCUAAGUAUGAAUUCAUUAGACGAUGUAGUACUUCUGCAAUCAAUGGUAUUAGUGCAGAAAUUUAAAAUUUUAUACUGAUUGGCCUAAUUUUAAUUAUUAAAUAAUAGAAAAGAUCGAAAUGGAUAAAAAUUUGGAUAUGUACCUGCAAUGAUCCGGGAAGGAGUCGCUCGAUAUUAAAUAGUCUGAAAAUACAACCGCAGCUUGAUAUAGCAGUAUUUCUAACUGUAAAUGAAGCUCGUCUGAGACAGCUCUGCACUGUAUCUAUAUCAGUUGAAAAGUAUUUGUGCAUCUGUUUAUACUGAUGUUAUUGUAGUUUGAAAGAUUUUGAUGCCUGUGUUACAUUAUACAGUCCAUAUUCAUAGCCUCUUGGUGAAAUGAAUUCAAGUGUAAUACAAUUUGGCCUUCUCAUAUCUUACUAAAGCAUUUCUUAACUUUACACAAAGUAACAAUUCAAAUAACGGUGUGUGCUUAAAGACCACUCAACACAAGUGAAAACUUCAUAAUAUAUUUCUAAAAUAAUAACAUUUACAGUAUGUAUCAUUAUAAUUGGUAAAUUUUGCUCUCAACUUGACUCGCACGGGCAUUAGAAAGCCGAGUGAUAGCUCAAUGGCGUUACAUACCCACAGAAUACAGAGUUAGGUGCGCCUAAGGACCUUUUCUAUUCAUAAAUAUAUAUUUUCUAUUAUUCUACCAUCUCUUUGGUCGCAGCAGCAUCGGCAACGACACACACAAAACCACCUGUGGCUAAACAAACUGUAAAAAGUCCACGAGCUGUACCAAUUUCUACAUAAAUAAUUCUGUUCUCGUUUUCCGUGCUGUCUACUUCUUUAUCAUUGUCCCUAACCUAGAUUUUUACAGUUCUGCUAAAAGUCCAACUUCUAAUAAUUGGUACCUAAAUAAUGUAAAACUUCAUGAGAAACUGACAACGGCUGUUCGAACAAACCUUGUACAGUUGCUCAAAUUUUAUCUAAAUUCUUAUUUUUCAUUAAUCAUUAUAUUGGCGCCUGCAGAAUUACAAAUAAUACUUUGUAAUAAUACAGUAAACCACAUUACAAGCUCAUAUUUCUCGAGUAUUAAUAAAUGUAUUCAAACUCAACCUCCUUUAAGAAUUUUGCUAUAAAUUGUUACUCGCUGUGUGGUGUCGUGAUCUGAUUUAUGUCAUGAUUUCCGCGGUAUUUUCUGCUUAACUGCUGCAAAAUUUACUCACGGAAUAAAAUUCUGAAUAUUAUCUUUGCCAAACCGGUUUGUAUUGGAAACAUUAUUUUCCUUAAAUACAUUUGGAAAUCUAAUUAUGAUUAAAUAUUUUUGAAAAUGGAUAUUCUUUUAGAGGUCGACUUUAUUAUUUACAUUAAAGAUUGUAAAUGUAACUGUUCUACAAUAUAGUGUCUCUUUUGUUAGCACUCUAACGGCCGUUUCUAAUAUUCAGUCUAUCUCUUACUUGAGAUAAAAAUCGUUACUUUCGUUGACUUUUCUAUCCCAAUAAAUUUAUCGACGGUAACUCACCUUAUCCGUACACGCUGUCUAUCAAUGGAACGACGUAUAGCUUACCAGCGAUAGAAGUUUGUAUGGAAAUUGCAAUUCACGCUUUCCUGAUAUAAGGCGAUAAGAAUGACUUAUCGGGUAUAUUGGGAUAGCUUCAGAUUAUUGACAGCUAAUUACUGACAUUAGAAGGUAGUAAUUUAUCUCUAUCUGUAAAUGGUAUAUUGAGAACGGCCGUGAGAAUAAUCUUAAUCUUAGAUAAUUUAUACAUCAAGAUUGAGCCUCUAGCUAGACAACCGGUGAAAACAGGCCAGCUUUAUUACUUUACGUGACAAGCUACGUCAUACACUCGCGAUUUGUAUAUCACUUUGUGUUAGUAUGCGUGCAUUGCUCGGAAUAGAGGUUAACUGUCAACCUCAAUGUUUUUCGACGUUCUCACAGCUAUCACUGUCUAUCAAGACGUAUAAAUGAUCUAAGAUAUUCAUGUACUUAUUCUGUGUGGCCAAUAUAGUGAUUUUGACAAUAUUAUUGAAAAAUUGUAACUAUCCUCUAUGAGCCCAUAAAUUCUACAAAUCAGAAUUGCUCUUGAAAUUUUCAUUUAAUGUUAAUUAGAGCGAAAUUCGUGUAAUUUUGUGUAUGACUAUUUAGCCCAAUAUGUGUUGAUACAUAGCUUAGACGAUAUGUUUAAAAAUAAAGUCCGAAUUCGUUUAAAAACUUUAAAAUAUUAUGAGUAGGUACAUGUUUAAUAAUUCCGAUAUGCAAUACUGACUUGAAUAGUAAACAUUCCCACAUAACUUUACUACACAAGAAAUAUAAUUACUUAUGGCUAUAAUUUCUUUUGGAUUAUGAAAACAAGAUUUAGUUUUAAUUUAAGUAGGCAUUUUAGAAAUCAUUUUUUAUCACUUAUUUGCAACGAUAUUUUGUUUUAUAUUAAUUCUAGAUUGUUCGUUCGCACGCAUUUAUAAUAUUUACGCAAGCCGGUUUCUAAAAAUACGAGGUGAUUCGUGCAUUCAAGUGUAUAUUAUUAUUAUAAUUGGCUUAACAAUUAUCUACUCAUUUACCUACAUACAGAUCUUAGAAGUUACGGCCACUGGUAAAGUCGUGUCUCAAAUAAUUUGUUAUUAAUCUGCGUAAUGUAUUUGAAAACUUUGAGCUUAGAUCGUUGCAUACUACUGUCUAACUUCAGAAUAAUAUACUUAUUUUAAUCUGCAGUAGAAUUGGACGUAAUUCCAGAACACAAUCAUGUCGAAAUUGAGUUAAGAACACAAAACUGGUCAUGUGAUUCAUAUUAACGGACUGACAAUAAAUGGCAGCCCUACUGUCACUCUUUAAUAAUGAUAUUACUUAGUAGCCCAACCCACAUGUAUGGAAUACACUAAUAUUUAUUAAAUUUUAAACACGAAUUCCUUAAAAUAUGAUGUUUGUGGCUUGGAACGUUUUUCAGGAACUACGUCCAAUUGGAAUAAUGUAUUUUAACCCCCUUAUUCAUAUUAGUCUGCUAACUAAAAGCAUUGCUAAUUCUCACUCUGUCUUCUUCUAUAGACCUAAGUCAGAAUGAGAAAAAACAGUCCCUAAGUGGCUGUUUAAAGUUAGCGGACCAUUAUGAAUAAGGGGGUAAAUGUUUAUGAUAGUGUGUGAAAAUGUUCCUUUACAUAACUAACUUUAAUUUAAUUUAGUGCGAUGAACUAUGUUAUAAAUAUGUCAUAAAAAAGUCACAGUGUUAAUUUAGAUGUUGAAAAUAUAUUGUAACAUGUUUCUUUUUUUAAUAUAUUGUUUGUUUCGGAGA
This is a messenger RNA of Leptidea sinapis, 7905 nucleotides long. RefSeq names its product beta-1,4-N-acetylgalactosaminyltransferase bre-4. The transcript is spliced from 10 exons. Gene Ontology annotation, molecular function: N-acetyl-beta-glucosaminyl-derivative 4-beta-N-acetylgalactosaminyltransferase activity. The coding region runs from base 373 to 1578 and encodes 401 amino acids. The record is from RefSeq and is a predicted model, not a curated record. Gene Ontology annotation, biological process: glycosphingolipid biosynthetic process; carbohydrate metabolic process. NCBI's taxonomy places the organism in Eukaryota, Metazoa, Arthropoda, Insecta, Lepidoptera, Pieridae.